AUGCAGCGAAGCGCGACGCUCUCGCACUCGAUCGUGCAUGGCGAAGAGUCGGAUGAUAGCGAAGAUGAGCUGGACGCCGGCUCGUUGGGCAGCGAGGAGGAAAUGGUCGAGCACGAAUCGUCGGGUCUGAUGCGCAGAGCAUCCAAGGACCUGGACGCGAGCAAAGAGGCUGUCGAGCUGGCAGAGUCCGCGGCGGAAGAGCCAGAGCCGCAGGGAAUGCUGCCUCGAGACAAGCAACGCCGCACCACACACUACAACUACACGCUGGAGAAACAAAUGUCGCAUGUUGAAGCUAAACAAUUCUUCCAGCAACAGCGCCAAAGCACCAUGGACGACCAGACCCUCAUCGCAAGCCCCAUGAACACUAGCCCGGUGAUGAGAGCUAGGACUUUUUCCUCGCAAGUUGCCGGCGAUGCGCAAGUCGGUCGGACGGGCAGCCUACGGAGCAAGCAGAGCGCUCCCAGCUUUAAAGACUCAGGUUUCAGGUCUGCAUUGCCCGUUGGCUUGAGUGAUCCCAACAAGCAUCCGGACAGUUCCACAAUACAGUCACCCAGUAUCGGUCGAUUCGAAGGCUACAAUGGCAUCAGCGCCCUCCCUGCCCACGCCCGGGAAGAUCUUCUGGCAGACAAACGAGCCCAAUCGCACUCGGCCCAUCCGGAUCUGCCGCACGAGUCUAAGCCACUUCUCGAACAGGAGGGUGUCCACGGUGCCGGCGCAGGUGUUGGUAUUGAUUCAGCCCGCGACUCAACCGUGACGACUGAGUUGCACGCCAUCUACUCCAACGUUCAAAAGAUUCUCGAUUUACGUCACAAGUACAUGCGUCUGUCGCUGCAGGGCCCAGCUGAUAAUCCUCGUGACGAUCCGGGAUGGGGAAUCUACCCUCCACCCCCUAACCCAGUGUGGCAUGAGAACAAGGAGCGCAAGAAUGCGGUUGGUGAUGACAGUCCCACUGAAAAGACUCCUUCCUCUUCCCAGACGCUGCCUAAGAAACCACAACGCAAGAUGGGUCAGGACAUCGGGGAGGACUUUGACUACGAAGAGUGCUUCCCUCUGCCCGAGGCUUCCGAAAUGACUUUCCAGCUUGAUGAGGGCGGCGUGUAUCAGGUCUACGAGACAUCGACCUCCGCUGAGCUAGGCGAGCCCAUCUUGCACAUUCCAGACAUCCGAGAGUACUACAUGGAUCUCGAUUGUAUUCUCGGAAUCAGUUCCGAUGGCCCCAGUAAAUCGUUUGCGUACCGCCGACUGCAGUAUCUGGAAGGCAAGUUCAAUUUGUACGUCCUCCUGAACGAAUAUCAGGAGAUUGCGGACACCAAAGCAGUACCUCAUCGUGACUUUUACAAUGUACGAAAAGUCGACACUCACGUACACCAUUCAGCGUGUAUGAAUCAAAAGCAUUUGCUCCGCUUCAUCAAAAGCAAAAUGAAGAAGUCGCCCGAUGAGGUGGUUCUGUUCCGAGACGGCAAGAAUCUCACGUUGAAGGAAGUCUUCGAAAGUAUCAACUUGACAGCGUACGAUCUCAGCAUCGACACGCUAGACAUGCACGCACACACGGACUCCUUUCAUCGCUUCGACAAAUUCAACCUCAAGUACAACCCAGUCGGCGAAAGUAGAUUGCGAACCAUCUUCUUGAAAACGGACAACGACAUCAAAGGACGCUACUUGGCAGAGAUAACUAAGGAAGUCAUCGCUGAUCUUGAAAGUAGUAAGUACCAAAUGGUGGAGUGGCGUAUCAGCAUCUAUGGACGUAGUCUGGAUGAAUGGGACAAGCUUGCUGCUUGGGUUGUUGACAACAAGCUCUAUUCGCCAAAUGUGCGAUGGCUCAUACAGGUACCCCGACUGUUCGAUGUCUACAAAGCGUCUGGUCUGAUGGAGAGCUAUGAUGAAGUUGUCAAGAACGUUUUCCAGCCACUUUUUGAGGUCACGCAGGACCCUAGCAGCCACCCCAAGCUCCACAUCUUCUUGCAAAGAGUCAUUGGCUUUGAUUCUGUAGACGACGAGAGCAAGAGUGAACGUCGCAUCUACCGCAAGUUUCCUCUGCCAAAGGAUUGGAAUACCAAGCAAAAUCCACCCUACAGCUACUGGAUCUACUAUCUCUUCGCCAACAUUGCCUCACUCAAUGUCUGGCGUAAACAGCGAGGCUUCAACACUUUCGUGCUGCGUCCACAUUGCGGUGAAGCGGGUGAUACGGAUCACUUGGCUGCUGCCGUUCUGUGCUGCCACAGCAUCAGCCACGGCCUCCUUCUACGCAAAGUACCUCUGCUGCAAUACAUUUUCUACCUGGAGCAGAUUGGUGUGGCCAUGAGUCCGCUGAGUAACWACGCUCUGUUCCUCGCCUACGAACGCAAUCCAUUCUUGCAAUACUUUCGCCGCGGACUCAACGUCAGCUUGUCUACUGACGAUCCACUCCAAUUUGCCUUCACAAAAGAGCCAUUGAUUGAGGAGUAUGCUGUCGCGGCGCAAAUCUACAAACUAUCGGCUGUCGACAUGUGCGAGCUGGCUAAGCAGUCUGUCAUUCAAUCCGGCUUUGAGCAUGUCAUGAAACAGAGGUGGUUGGGCAACAACUAUCACCACCCUGGCGUGGCGGGCAAUGACAUGGCCAAGGUCAAUGUCCCCAACAUCCGAGAGGCAUUCCGCCACGAAACGUGGUUGCAGGAAUUGGCCAUGAUUGAUCGUUAUACCAAUGCACCUGGGCAAGGCCGUCUGAGUAUUGGCAAUCUCGAUAGUGGUGGCCAGCGUACAUCCACCUCGAUGGUCCCCGCUAGCCCAACCGCCAGCAUGCAAACACACCCCUCCGCCACCAAUCCGCUGAGUGUUGACACGAGCAACCAUCGUGUCGCUUCAGGUCAGCCCGCAGCCGUCAUCACGCCACGCGGAUAUCAUGCCAACGUGCAGGCAGCACGCAUGCCGGGCACAUCCUCCCAAGCAGAUUCGGCUCAAGGUCAGCAUGAUGGCAAUGCGCUACAUUUGUCUCGUGUGCACACUCUACGGGACCCAGCGCGUGCUUCUCCCCUUGUUGCAAAUUCGUCGACGGGCCACGAUACCAGCUUUUCCGAGUUGCCAGCCGCGGCUUUUGGUGACAGCACGCUUGGGUCAGAGCCGAAGCUGUUUCCAGGCUUGAUGAGCAAUCGCAGACGGAAGUCCUCGAUAGUGAAGAUGACUGACGAUGACGCUAUGCUUCAGAGCACUGGAAGUCUGUCCCGAUCUGUGGGUGAGGAUGGGCUGAUAAUGGAGAGGAAGAAUACGAUCGAGGAGGCUGCUGCCGAGAGUGAUGCUGAAUGA
Molecule: messenger RNA, 3279 nt
Organism: Ramularia collo-cygni
Lineage: Eukaryota; Fungi; Ascomycota; Dothideomycetes; Mycosphaerellales; Mycosphaerellaceae
Product: related to AMP deaminase 3
Exons: 1
Coding region: 1-3279 (1092 amino acids)
Biological process (GO): IMP salvage; AMP metabolic process
Cellular component (GO): cytosol
Molecular function (GO): AMP deaminase activity
Source: RefSeq, a predicted model, not a curated record